Messenger RNA from Coffea eugenioides, 1473 nucleotides. RefSeq names its product tobamovirus multiplication protein 3. The record is from RefSeq and is a predicted model, not a curated record. NCBI's taxonomy places the organism in Eukaryota, Viridiplantae, Streptophyta, Magnoliopsida, Gentianales, Rubiaceae. The transcript has 11 exons. The coding region runs from base 194 to 1075 and encodes 293 amino acids.
GCUCUCGCCGGCCGUUACCGCAAAUCAACCCCCGCCCUCCAAAAAAAAUUAAAAAAAAAAUAAUAAACAGAAAAAUUCCCCAAAAUAAGAGGAAAAAAUAAGAAGAGAAAAUAUACAGGAGAAGAUCAGCGAUUCUUUUAUUUCUUUGAUUAAUCGUUUAUUUGAUUUUGAUAGUAUUUUGGAUUCUCCGGCGAUGGUGCGAACGAUGGAGAUGGUGGGGCCACCAGUGGUGACAGUGGCGCACAGCCUUACAGAUGCGAUGAGUUGGUGGGACCAAAUUAACGAAUCGCCUACUUGGCAAGACCGUACUUUCCAUGUUCUUGCUGCUCUUUACGGAAUCGUGGCCGUCGUUGCUCUUGUGCAAUUGGUUCGUAUUCAACUGAGAGUACCUGAGUAUGGUUGGACCACUCAGAAAGUCUUCCACUUCCUCAAUUUCUUCGUCAAUGGGGUUCGAUGCUUGGUUUUUGUUUUUCGUCGGGACGUUCAAAGUUUGCACCCAGAGAUUGUACAACAUAUUUUGCUUGAUAUGCCAAGUCUUCUGUUCUUUACAACCUAUGCACUUCUAGUACUGUUCUGGGCUGAAAUAUACUACCAGGCGCGUGCUGUAUCUACUGAUGGUUUGAGACCUAGUUUCUUCACCAUAAAUGGGGUGGUGUAUGUUGUUCAGAUCAUCUUGUGGCUUAUCAUAUGGUGGAAGCCUGUCCGAGUUCUGAUCAUCUUGUCUAAGAUGUUCUUUGCAGGCGUAUCUUUGUUUGCCGCUCUGGGGUUUCUUGUGUAUGGCGGAAGGCUCUUUUUAAUGUUGCAGCGGUUCCCUGUUGAAUCAAAGGGCAGGCGUAAAAAGUUACAGGAGGUUGGCUAUGUAACCACUAUAUGCUUUUCCUGUUUCCUCAUCAGAUGUAUCAUGAUGUGUUUUGAUGCAUUUGAUGAGGCUGCAGAUCUUGAUGUUUUGGAUCAUCCAAUUCUGAACUUCAUUUAUUACCUCUUAGUGGAAAUAGUGCCUUCUUCGCUUGUUCUUUUCAUUUUGAGGAAGUUACCCCCAAAACGUGGGAUUACACAGUAUCAUCCUAUCCGCUAACGGAAGAGACCUGAUAAACAGUUGAAACAAAUGGAUGAAAUCCGGUAGUGCAGUUGACUCGUGGUACUUUCUGGCUCAAAGAUGUGAAAGCAAAAGGGUUGCAAAAUGAUCAUGUGUAUGAAGUUUGGGAUGGUUAGUAAUUCUGAAAUACUGGCCUCUCUUCUUACUUAGCAGAUUGUAGAUCUGUUUUGAACUGGUAGCUACUGGGGCAAGUUAUAUAUGUUGUGAUUUGGCAGUGCAAUCAUCUUGCUGUUGUGCCUAUGGACGUGAUCACUACUUACUGUUUUUUUUUUUUUUCUUUCAUUAUUUUGGUGCAGCUUUAUGAAUGAUAAUUGUAAACAGCACUUAUAUUAUUGCUAGAAAUGAUUUGGCUCGAUAUCAAUUUUUCAAAAAAUGAA